Molecule: messenger RNA, 1008 nt
Organism: Aspergillus saccharolyticus JOP 1030-1
Lineage: Eukaryota; Fungi; Ascomycota; Eurotiomycetes; Eurotiales; Aspergillaceae
Exons: 1
Coding region: 104-919 (271 amino acids)
Source: RefSeq, a predicted model, not a curated record
GCCGAUCGCGGCAUCAGUCCAUCGAUAGAGCGAUCGAUCCGUCCUCUGUUCGCGCCUUCAGUUAUCCCUUCAAGUCGAACCACCCACACGAGAACAUUGAACGAUGCAGGCACUACAAGACCCUCAAGAAAAUUCGCCUGAACGGCCAGGAACUCCUCCGCGCCCUCCAUAUUCCCCGGUGACACCGACCUUUGCGCAUCUCGCACCUGUCAUCCCUCCUGCGGCAAACGGACUUUCGCACCCCAUCAUUCCUCCCCCAGCAUCGCCGUCUCCCACCACCAAAACGCCGCCAUACGGUGGCUUGACACCAAACUUUGCUCCUCGCCCACCGCCUCAGAGUGCCCCAAUCUUUGCCACGGAACCGGCGCCCGUGCCUAUUUCCGAGAGCGACAACCCAGAUGCCAUCGCGCUACGGUCGGCCAUCUCGAUCCUCCAGCUCCAGAAGCAGCAGAGUCUGCGAGACAUUCGGACCUUGGAUCAUAUGAAACGGGCUGCAGCGGCGGACCCGGAAGGCUUCGCGCGCGAAUUGGCUGCGGGGAACCUCACGGCGAAAGAUAAGGGCGGCUUUAUCGAGUUCAAUCAUGAGACAGCGAGUCUCGGCGACAAUGAGGAUGACGAUGGAGCGAUGGAGAUGGAUCCGGAGACGACCAAAGGAUCUGCAUUCGGAACAAUCCCACCUCCACAGAACGUGAUCCGGAUGCCUCCUAUCAACUGGGCCAAGUAUCAAAUCGUGGGCGAAUCCUUAGAUAAAAUGCAUGAGGAACAACAGCGUCGGCCAUCUGCGGGAGAGCCGCGCAGGGAUGACAGCGCUCAGCGGGCUCCAGAGUAUCUUCUGGCAUCGCCCUACCGACCGUUAACGGACAAGCUGGACAGCCCUAGCAAGGCCAAGGGGACUGGCAGCAAAAGCAAGAAGUCUUGAUCCCAGCCAUGGCUUACGACCAGUAUGCUGAUUCAUGAUUGGACAAGCCAGUGGCAGCAUUAGCAUUCCUAUCAUACACUAAGAAACAA